AUGCUUCGGAUCAGUCGCCGGUGGCUCUCGCUCCGGUUCUUCACCAAAGAUGGGUGCAAGCUCUGCUCGGACGCCGACGGUGUGUUGACGACGACCCUCAAACAGUUCCCCCAGGUGCCGCUCGAGAAAAUCGACAUCACCGACCCGGCCAACCAGGAGUGGUUCGACAAGUACUGCUUCGACGUGCCGGUGCUUCACGUGGAGCGGGACGGGGAGGCGCCAGUAAAGUUCAUGCACUACUUCCACGAGGAUAAGAUAGCCGGCGAGUUGAAGCGAUAG
Diutina rugosa is the source of this 279-nucleotide messenger RNA. RefSeq lists its product as uncharacterized. NCBI's taxonomy places the organism in Eukaryota, Fungi, Ascomycota, Pichiomycetes, Serinales, Debaryomycetaceae. Bases 1 to 279 code for a protein of 92 amino acids. The record is from RefSeq and is a predicted model, not a curated record. The transcript has a single exon.